Molecule: messenger RNA, 1900 nt
Organism: Malania oleifera
Lineage: Eukaryota; Viridiplantae; Streptophyta; Magnoliopsida; Santalales; Ximeniaceae
Product: squamosa promoter-binding-like protein 16
Exons: 4
Coding region: 519-1457 (312 amino acids)
Cellular component (GO): nucleus
Molecular function (GO): DNA binding
Source: RefSeq, a predicted model, not a curated record
CCCCUUUCAGCGAUGAGUGAGUGGCUGAGAAGCCUACACAACCCACCCUUCACCCCUGCACUUGUCUCUUUUGUGUAAGUACUCUCUCUCUCUCUCUCUCUCUCUCUAGUAAUUUUCCCCUUCCUUUUCCAAUGCCCUGAGCAUUUCCUUUUCUUCCUUCAAGUCCCUAUUUCCCCUCCUCCUCUCCCUUGGCAAGUUUUUUAUUAAUAUUUUUUGGUGGGGAAAGAUAAAGGUUGACUCACCGCGGCUGCUGUUACAAAUUACAAUACUAGGAGAUCUUUUAGCCAACACCCCCAUUAUCCAUUGUUUGAUUUCUGAGCUUUCUUCAGUAGGAAGACUUAACUGAGAGAGGGCAGAAGGAGAGAAUCAAUGGGGAAUUAAAUGGUUUUGUGGGCUUUUAACUGGAAGGACACAUUGUUGGGACUUGGCCAAAUUGGAGAAAGACAAAGAAGCUUAGAGGAUUCAGCCAUUUGGGGGACAGUUCAGUGGACUGGCUUAAGAAUUCUAUAGCCUCUUUGAUGGACUCGUCAUCGUCUGGACCAUCAAAAAGGGCCCGAGCGCCGGUGAGUGGAAACCAGACUGUUUCGUGCUUGGUUGAUGGCUGCAAAUCGGAUCUUAGUAAGUGCAGGGACUAUCACAGGCGCCACAAAGUCUGUGAAGUCCACUCUAAGACCCCUAAGGUUUCAAUUCGAGGCCAAGAGCAACGGUUCUGCCAGCAGUGUAGCAGGUUUCAUUCAUUGGAGGAGUUUGACGAGGGAAAGCGAAGUUGCAGGAAACGUCUUGACGGACACAAUCGGCGUCGAAGGAAGCCUCAGCCUGAAUCCUUGUCCAUAAGUUCCAUGCGGUUUCUUUCCACUCAUCAAGGUACCCAAUAUUUGACAUUUGGAAGCACUUCACAAAUGUUGCCUACCGAUGCUGUUGUGGGUAGCUCUACAUGGGGCGGUAGUGUGAAAACCGAGGACGAUACCGUGGUUUACAACUGCCACUCUCAGUUAAACUUCAUUGGCAGGCAAAGCUCAUUCAGUAGUGGAUCUCUCCCUCACACUUACAAAGGAGGAAAAGAGUUUAUGUUCCUGCGAGGCACAGACCACACCCUGCCUGAUCAAGCUUCUGUAUGUCAGCCAUUUCUCGAUCCCAACCCCGCCUCAGAAAAUGGCAGUGGCAGCAGCCAUGUGCUAAACCGAGCCAUAGACUCUGAUUGUGCUCACUCUCUUCUGUCAUCACCGCUUGUCAAGGCCCGGGAUGAGGUUGGUUUGAGCAGAAUGGUGCACCAUGACCACCCAAUCCCCCCGGACCACCUUCAAUACAACGGUCUAGGCCAGUUACCAUACUCCCAAGAACGGUCCAUGUUGGCUCCUGUGGCCAACCUCAGCUGUGAAGAAAUGUUUCAGAUUGGGUCUGAGGGGGAUUCCUCUGCAAAUGGGCCUCAUCAAAUGCUUUCUUUCUCUUGGGAUUAGCUAGCUUGUGCAAGUUCCAGUUCUGGUUUUGUGUAAGUGGGUGCCUUCCAAUCUGUCAUAGCUUUGUACUUCUAUGGAAAGGAAGAAUUUUUGAAGUUGGAUCGGUUUCAGGUACUAUGUUCUUGAGAAAUUCACUUCUCCAGAGCAAUGUGAAUGCCUUGAAGAAUUUUUGGCAAGUAAAUGAAGAUGCAUCUGCACACUGCUACUUCUUGUGCGUAAUAUAAGCGAGUUUUAUGCUUCUGAUAUCUCAAAGCUGGGGGGGGGGGGUGGUGUGGUGGGGAGUGGGAGAGUUUGGAUUUGGAUUUUGUGUGAACUUUCAGUAUGUAUAGCAUUGUGUUUUGUUAAAUUUGUAUGACUAACUUCAAAUUUAAGUUGAGUUUUAUGCUCUGAAUUGCAACGUGUGUGUAUGCCUCGAAGAAUAAUUUUGGCUACUAUUGAAAGAG